This is a messenger RNA of Penicillium paradoxum, 423 nucleotides long. Its product is annotated as putative extracellular serine-rich protein. The transcript has a single exon. Lineage: Eukaryota; Fungi; Ascomycota; Eurotiomycetes; Eurotiales; Aspergillaceae. The record is from RefSeq and is a predicted model, not a curated record. Bases 1 to 423 code for a protein of 140 amino acids.
AUGCAGUUCACCAAGGCUCUCCUUUUCCUCUCCGCCCUUGCGCCCGGCGUAUUCGCUGCCGUUGCUGGUGAAGCCCCAGCGAUUACCCAGACAAUCACUCUGGUGCCCUCCGGCUACACUCCUCCGCCAUCGUCCACCCCGACUCCCACCCCAAUCUCAACCUCCACCUCCACCUCGACCUCGACCUCGACCUCGACCUCGACCUGGACCUCGACCUGGACGCCUGUCAUCACCAGCACUCCUGUUUCCAGUGCUACUCCCUCCAUGAGCCACAUUGCUAGCUCCUCAACUCCUUUGAUCAAGCCCAGCAAUGUUCAGACCCCAGUAGCUUCCUCUACCCCCUUUUCCGGUGCUGCCUCAACCCACGCCCAGGGGGCUAUGGUUGCUGGUGCAGCUGCCAUUGCCGGUCUCUUCUUGAUCUAA